GCGCACAAUUUGAACCGAUUCUUUGCGGCUGGGUGUGUUUGUCUUUUAGCCUGUAUUUGGCGGGAAGGGAGCCGUUCCGGUAAUAAACCCGCCGGCUACAUGGCGCAGGAGCAGCAUCCGCUGUCUGGAACCCCGUGGAAAGAAACGCGUCUGGCUUUGAGACGAUUGGGCGAGUGCUUGAAGUGCUCCCUUUGUACUAACAUUCUGAAGAAACCUGUGAACCUAGGGAGUUGUGAACAUAUCUUCUGUCUAACUUGUGUAGGCAACUGUAUUGGCACAACUUGCCCAAUAUGUCAGGUGCCAAUCAUGAAACAGGAUGUGAAAAUAAACAGGAAACUGGACAACAUCACCAAACUCUAUAGCAAAUUGCAACCUCUGCAAGACAAGGAUUUCUCAGAUCGUGAAGAUAACUUGUCUGCUUUGGGAAAGAAAGUUGGAGAGGCAGAAGUUAAAAAGAAACAAAUCAAAAUGAGUUUCAGUCCUCACAGUAGGAAGAUGAAAUUCACCCUGAAGACAAGCCCAAAGAAAUUAGAGCAGCUGAAGCAAUCAGUCAAGGACAGUGGUUCUUGUAACUUAACCUCCAUCUAUGACUUUGUUUCUUCAUCUCCUCAUGAGAAGCCUUUCAGAGAGGAACAGACAUCUCAGCAGGAAUAUAAGAAGAAGCUAAAAAAAAAGACUUUAAAAGACUUCAGCAAACAGGGGAACACCUUCAAUGGCCAGCAGGAAAACUCCAGUGAAAGGUAUAAAGUAGGCCUAAAUGAAAGCAAAGAUCCAAUCCCCAGUUCUGGCUCAAAAAAUACCUCAGUGUUGAGGCUGAUAACCGGGACAGAGCUUGCAGACAAUGCAGGUGAACUCUCACCCAGGAAUGGUAGACCUGUGAAACCUAAAGAGAAGUGUAGCAAUUGCAGCUUCUCUCUUAUGCCUAACGUUUUUGGGGGAGAUCAGACUUCUGAAGAGUGGCUUUCCUUGGCAAAAGAAAUAACUCAGUUAAAGUGUGACAGGCAGUUUGCUGGCUCUCCCAUUUCUUUGCCUAAGUGUCACAAAACAAAAGAGGGGACUACCCAUCGGAAGUCACGAUUGCUGAAAAAGGCCUCAGAGCAGUUGCCCGGGAAUUCUGUGGCAGCCUGUGCAGUCUCUUCCCCAUCUCUGCCAUUGCCUGGAAUCACAUCACCCCUAAGGAACUUGGAAGACUUUGCCAGUGAUUCAGAACUUCCAAAAGUGUCCAGAAAUUGUGCUGAAAAGGAGGCAUUCCUCAAGAAAUUUCCCAAAAACCUAUCAGCCAAGAGAAAUCAUAAAGGAGAGUCUUUACUCCAUACUGCUUCUAUUGAGGGUAAUCUUUCUGCUGUUGAAUGCUUGUUGAAAAAAGGAGCUGAUCCCAACAUUAAAGACAAUGCUGGUUGGACACCACUGCAUGAAGCCUGUAAUCAUGGACAUAAGCAGAUAGUUGAAUUACUGAUAAGACACGGGGCACUGUUGAAUGUGACUGGGUAUCAGAAUGAUAUGCCACUUCACGAUGCUGCCAAGAAUGGACAUAUAGAAAUUGUGGAACUGCUGCUUUUGCAUGGAGCUUCUCGAGAUGUGGUUAAUAUAUUUGGUCACAAACCUGUGGAUUAUGCUGAAACAGAAGAGAUGAAAUCGCUUCUAAUGCAACCAGGAAAGAAUGAUUCUUCUUCAAUUAUUCAGUAUGCAGAAUGCAUAAACCUAGAUUACUGUAAAAAAGGGCCUGUUGUUCUCCUCGGAAGUGGUCUUGAUCCAGAUCAACAGCUGCUGUUAAGCAAAUUGGCCACAAUUUUGAAGGUUAGAGUAUGUACAGAGUUUAACAGUUCUGUGACACAUGUUGUUAUUCCUGAAUAUCCUGUGCAAACUACUAUGACGUACUUGCUGGCACUUUUAUCUGGAUGUUGGAUCUUGACAUUUAUGUAAAGUACAAAAAAAUGGAAAGAAGGAUAUUUAACUAAGUCAGAAUAUCAGCAGAUAGGCCGAAUUUGCCCAAGAUGAAGUCAGGAAAGCAAAAGCUCAGAGUGAACAAAGAUUUGCAAGAAAAGUCAAAUAAUUUUUAAAAGUUUCUUUCAACAGAUAAAUAACAAUUUAAAAAAAUUGAGGAAACAGUUGGUCCACUAAAGAGAGAAGAUGGCAAGGAAGUAACAGGCAGUAAGAGAAAGCAGAGGUGCUUAACUCAUUCUCUGCAUCAGUCUUCACACAAAAGAAAGUUAAGCAUAUAUCACUUAACAUUAAUGGAUUAAACUCUCCCAUGAAAAGGAGAAGACUCUUUACAAAACUGCAAAAAAAAUGGACUUAGACAUAAUUUUCCUACAAGUAGUACAUAUCAAAAGACAAUACAAUAAACUCUUAGAGUACCCCAAAAUGGGGAAAUUAUGUUCCUCGUUGACACAACAAAAGAAAAGGGGGCUGGUCUUAUACAUCAAAGAAACAAUAAGAGCCAAAUUUAUAUAUGCAGAUGAAAAAGGGAAAAUAUUGAUGGUGGAAGUAACAAUAAACCACGAACAGGUACUCUUAACAGUAAUAUAUGCACCAAACAACAAGCAAUGGGAAGCUUCAGGAGAAAAUUGCAGAAUUGGACUAUGAAAAUAUUUGUCUAAUAGAAGAUUUUAAUGCAGUCACAGAUGUAAAACUAGAUUACGGAAAUAGUAAAAUAAAUAAAAAGUCUUUCUUUAAACUGGUGGAGAAAAUGAACUUUCAAGAUAUUUGGAGAGAAAGAAAUCCGGAGAGAAACUACACAUACUACUUAAAUAGGCAUCAAUCCUGAUCAAGGAUAGACAUGGCAUGGAUGACACCAAAAAUAAGUACUAAUAUACGGGAAACAGAAAUAGAACCAAACAUAUGGGCAGACCACAACUUUGUUGUGCCUCGUCCUCCCUCCUCUCCUCAGCCGGGCCCCUCCCGUCUCCUCCCGGGCCUGCUAUCAGAUUCGGAGUCAGAUAAUGAACGGCCUGUCAUGCCUCCAACCCCCAGCCCUGGCCCCAUGCCCAGACAGGAUGUCAGGAAUGAACAAACAAACCUCACUCCUACAGCGUGUGAGCAGGGAGCCAGCCACGUGCAGAUCCAACAGCAGAUCCAGCCGAAGAGAAGUCACAGUGGGAGGAUCCCCGCUUCCGGAGAUCUGAGAGGCGACGUCAGCAGAAGGAAGGGAGGGGCAGGCCUGGAUAAGUGCUGAGUCAUGGAGCCACACCCCACAGCCUAUAUAAAGGACCAGCUUCAGUCAAGCAACUUUGAGUCAAGCAAAGUCUCAUUUAGUUUGCUGAAGUCACAACUUGGAUUCCUGUCUGCCCUGAGAAAUCUGAAAGGAAUUUGGCAAAGCUGCAGAGGCUUCGUGGCCACGCUUGAUACGGACUUCCUAGACCCGGUCGUCAGAGGGGGAGUGGGACACGACAAACUUAGUCGGGAUCAAAUGGAAAGGAUAUAAGAAAAGAAUGAGAUGGAUGUUGAAUCAAUACAUAUUAAAAGACAAGAAAUUCAUACAAACAAUAGAAAAAGAAAUUACAUUUUUCUUCAAAGAAAAUAGAAAGGAAGAGAACUCAUUACAAAACAUAUGGGACAUGGCAAAGGCAUGCUUCCGAGGACUAGCUAUUUCCUAUAUAGGAAAGAAAAAUAAAGAAAAGAAACAACAUCAAAAAAUACUGGAGGGAGAGUAUAACAGAUUAGAACUGGAAUUGCAGAAAAAACCACAAGAAAAAAAGCUCAAAAACCAAAUGGAAAUAAUAAAACACAAACUGAGUCUACUCAAAAAAGAGAAACUAGCACGUAAAAUUAAGAGUAUAAAACAAAACUUUUUUGAAAAUGCCAAUAAAUCAGGAAGAUGGUUGGCAUAUAAACUAGAAAAAAAAAGAAACAAAGUUUGAUAGACGAGAAAGGUACAUUACAAUACCAAAAUGACAGCAAAAAAUAAUAAUUCAAAACUACUAUGAAAAUCUGUACAGCCAAGAGGAAUUAUCGGAGGAUAAAAUAAAGCGAUAUCUAGAAGAGGCUGAGUUGCCCAAAGUCCCAGAAGAAAUAAGAUCUACAUUAAAUGAAAGGAUAAAAAUGUUUGAAUUAAGAGACAGAAGAAUAAUAAAACUCCAGGACCAGAUGGCCUACUGGCAGAACUCUAUAAACAAUUACGAGACUCCUUGGGACUAGUACUUCUGGAAGUUUACAAUGAAGUUUUACUAAAAGCUACAAUACCAAAAUCCUGGAUGGAAGCAAAUAUCACCCAUACCAAAAGAAGAUGCAAAUCUAUUCCAGAUCAAAAACUAUACACCCAUCUCACUCUUAAAUAUGGACUAAAAUUUAUACAUCAAUAAUAGCUGAAAGAUUGAAGAAAUUCCUGAAUGAAUUUAUGCAUUCAGAUCAGAAUGGUUUCUUGCCAAAUAGACAAAUUAAAAACAUGAGAAUAAUUUUGAACACAUUAGAAUACUAUGAAGCACAUCCAGAAAAACAAAUGGCACUGAUGUUUUUAGAUGUGCAAAAAGCAUUUGACAAUGUAAACUGGUGAUUCAUGAUACUGCAGUUAAAAUAUAUGGAAUUUGUCGAAAAUUUUAUCAAUAUGAUCAAGGCAAUAUGCACCAAACAGACUGCAAAAGUGUGAACGGGGACAGAACAGAGAAUAUCAAAAUUAAAAGAGGCACAGUACAAGGAUGUCCAUUGUCCCCGCUGUUAUUUAUUUUGAUUCUGGAAGUGUUAAAUAGAAAUAUCGGUCAAGAUACAGAAAUAAAAGGCACAGAGAUUAAAAAAGGAAAAUACAAACUACAAACCUUUGUGGAUGAUUUAAUUUUCAUCGUAGAGGAACUGAAAGAAACAGGACCCAAACUAAUAAAGAAAAUAGAAGAUUAUGGCGAUGUUGCAGGAUUGAAAAUAAAUAAAUCUUAGUUAAGAAUCUAACAAAGGAACAAAAAAAGAGAUUUAAUGGAAAAGAUAGACAUUCAGAUAGUUAAAAAAGUAAAAUAUUUGGGAAUACAUCUAUCAGCGAGAUGUGUAACCAUAAAAGAAGACAAUUAUUUAAAAUUAACACAGCAAAUUAAAUUGGAUCUGGAAAAGUGGAAAAACAUGCAAUUGUCACAGUUAGGAAGAAUAAAGAUAAAGGUUCCCCUCGCACAUAUGUGUUGGUCGUUCCCAACUCUAGGGGGUGGUGCUCAUCUCCAUUUAAAAGAGCCAGCGCUGUCAGAAGACGAUCAUGUGGCCGGCAUGACUAAAUGCCAAAGGCACACAGAACGCUGUUACCUUCCCACUAAAGGGUGUCCCUAUUUUUCUACUUGCAUUUUCUAUGUGCUUUCAAACUGCUAGGUUUGGAACAAGUAAUGGGAGCUCACCCCAUUACGCAGCACUAGGGAUUCGAACCGCUGAACUGCCAACCUUUCGAUUGACAAGCUCAGUGUCUUAGCCACUGAGCCACUGUGUCCCUGUUAGGAAGAAUAGCCGCUAUCAAAAUGAAUAUCUUAUCAAGACUGUUGUACCUGUUCCAAACAAUCCCAAUAAAGCUAGAAAGGAAAUAUGUUGAGGAAUUAAAUAGAAUGGUAACCAAAUUUAUAAGGCAAGAGAGAAAGGCAAGAAUUAGGCUGAAAUUAAUGCCAGACGCUAUCAAUAGAGGAGGUUUUGGGUUGCCAAAUGGGGAAUUAUAUUAUCAAGCAGCUGCCCUUACCUGGCUAAAGGGAUGGAUAACUCUGAGACAUAGACGGCUACUUGUAUUAGAAGGACAUGAUUUACAACUUGGAUGGCAUGCCUUUCUACAGUAUGAGAAAUACAAAGCACAUAAAUACUUUCAGGGACACUACAUUAGAAAGGUCCUACUUUCAGUAUGGACAAAUAUCAAGGAAAAAUAAUAUUUGAAAAUACCAGUCUGGGUCUCCACAAUAGAGGCACUAACAUACCUAAAUGUAAUGGAUAUGGGAAAAAUAGUGAGAUACAAAGAUAUUUUAAAUGACAAGGGGGAAUUGAAAAAUAAACAGAAUAACCAAGGGAUAAAUUUAGCAUGGUGGCCGCAUAUACAGAUUCAGUCUAGAGAUCAUAAAGAUGUUAAAACAUUUGGUUUCUAUAAAGAACCAACAGAAUUGGACCAAAUCUUAACAAGACCGGAGGAGAAACUGAUUAAAAAAUUCUAUAAUUAUUUGCUAUUAGAAUGGAAGAGGAGUAAAAGUAAAAAGUAAAAGAAACUAUGAUAGCAUGGGCUAAAAAUUUUGGAUACUCUAUAGAAUUGGACAAAUGGCAAAAGUUGUGGGACAGAAACUAUAAAUUGACAUUGUCCACUGCAUAUAAAGAAAACUUAUUCAAAAAGUUUUAUAGAUGGCACUUCCCUCCAGCAAGAUUAGCUAGAAGGUUUUAGGAUAUGUCUGCUAAGUGUUAGAAGUGCAAGCAAAUUGCUUUGAAUAUGUCUGAAAGCAAAAAAAAUACUGGUCUAAAAUAUGCACUGGGCUAGAAAAAAUGAUAAAGGAACAUAUAGAUUUAAAAGUGGAAAUAUUUCUGUUGGGGAUCAUACCAGACAAAUAUAGUAAAAGUAAUGCAUACUUAAUAUAUGUGUUAACAGCGGCCAACAUUGGAAGGGCGAGGAGAUCCCCACAGAAGAAAAGAUAAUAAAAAUUUUAGAAUGUGCAGAAAUGAAUAAACUGACAUUUGAAAUUAAGGAAAAGAAAGACACUGAAUAUUUUGAGGAAUGGGAUUUGUUCUAUCGAUGGUUAAAUAAGAGAAACAGGAAUUACAACUUCAAAAAUGAUUAAUCUUAUUAGGAUUGUUUACUGUAACUUAUAAACUUUGAUUAAUUUUGAUUAGUAUUAGCAAUUAAUAUGUAUUGAUGUUAUGAGGGACAAGCACUGUUAUUAUGAGAUUACUAUUAGCGAAUACUAUUAUCAUUACUGUGAUGCUUAUCACUCAAAAGAACUGUAACCAGAGAACACAUUGUCUAUAUGGAUUUUGAAUAUGUUGCUCUUUUUUAUUAAUAUUAAUAAAAAAUAUUUUUUUUAAAAACUCAUUCUUUGCAUCAGUCUUCACACAAAAGAAAGUAUAGCCCAACCUUCCAAAAACAUAACUGUUAAAGACAGAUUAUAAAUAAAAAUUAAGAUAUGCAAGAAAAUGGAAAGAAUACCUGUCUGACCUUGAUGAAUAUAAAUCACCGGGGCCUGAUGAAUUACAUCCCAGAGUUCUGAAGGAGCUGACAGAUGUCAUCUUGGAACCAUUGUACCAUAUAUUUCAAAAAUCCUGGAGCACUGGGGAACUACCAGAUAAUUGGCAAAGAGCUGAUGCGGUUCCCUUCUUCAAAAAAAAGUGUGGGGGGAACAGACCCAGGAAACUACAGCCUAACAUCAAUACCUGGGAAGAUUCUGGAAAAAAUAAUGAAAAAACAAAUCUGCGAACAUCCAGAAAUAAAUAAAGUUAUAACUAGUAGCCAGCACAGGUUUUUUAAAAGCAGAUCAUGCCAAACCAAUCUUAUUUCACUUUUUGACGAACUGAUUAAAUUAGUAGACCAGCAAAAUGCUGUGGACAUAGUAUACUUAGACUUCAGCAAAGCAAUUGACAAAGUAGAUCACAACCAACUUCUUAGUAAACUAGAAAAAUAUGGGAUAUAUCACCACCAGAUGGAUUUGUAACUGGCUGACAAACUCUACUCAACGAGUAGUCCUUAAUGGUACUACAUCUACAUGGAGGGAAGUAAGCAGUGGAGUACCACAAAGUUCCGUCUUAGGCCCAAUAUUCUUCAAUAUCUUCAUAAAUGACAUAGAUGAGGGAAUAGAAGGGGAACUCAUCAAAUUUGCAGAUGACGCUAAACUAACAGGAAUAGUGAACAACCCGGAAGACAAGCUCAGAAUCCAAAAAAAUCUUGACUGACUUGAACAAUGAGCCCUAUCCAACAACAUGAAAUUUAAUAUGGAGAAAAGCAGGGUUUUACACCUUGGCAGGAAAAACCAAAGGUAGAAGUACAGGCGAGGCAAAACCUGGCUCAAAAAUAGUAAUUGAGAGGGACUGUAGAGUCCUAGUGGACAAUCACUUAAACAUGAACCAGGAUUAUGAGCGGCGGCAGCCAAAAAAGCUAAUACAGUUGUUUGGUUGUAUAAACAGAGGCAUAGAAUCAAAAUCACGUGAAGUAUUAGUACCGCUUUAUAAAGACUUAGUAAGACUACACCUGGAAUACUGCAUCCAGUUUUGGUCACUACAUUACAAAAAAGAUGUUGAGACUUUGGAAAAAGUGCAAAGAGCAGCUAAGAUGAUUGGGCCUGGAGACAAAAACAUGAAAAACUGUUGCAGGAACUGGGUAUUAUUAGUCUAGAGAAAAGAAGGACUAGGGGGUGACAUGAUAGCAGUAUUCCAGUGUUUGAGGGGGUCAACUUAUUUUCCAAAGCACCAGAAGGCAAGACAAGAAACAAUGGGUAAUCAAGGAGAGAAACAACCUGGAAUUAAGGAGAAACUUCCUAAGGGGACAAUUGACUAGUGGAACAACUUGCCUUCACAAGCUUCAUCACUGGAGGUUUUUAAGAAAAGGCUGGAUUAGAAGACCUCCAAGGUCCCUUCCAGCUCUAUUCUGAUUGAUUGACUAAUUUUAUUACUUAAUUUAUUACUUAAUGACACCCAGCUGUACUUUUCCACACCGGGCCACCCCAAUGAAGCUAUCGAAGUGCUGUCCCGGUGUUUGGAAGCCGUACGGGUCUGGAUGGGGAGAAAGAGGCUCAAGCUCAAUCCCUCCAAGACUGAGUGGCUGUGGAUGCCGGCAUCCCGGUACAGUCAGCUGAGUCCUCGGCUGACUGUUGGGGGCGAGUCACUGGCCCCGAUGGAGAGGGUGCGCAAUCUGGGCGUUCUCCUGGAUGAACGGCUGUCUUUUGAAGACCAUUUGACGGCCGUCUCCAGGAGAGCUUUCCACCAGGUUCGCCUGGUGCGCCAGUUGCGCCCCUUUCUAGACCGGGAUGCCUUAUGCACGGUCACUCACGCCCUCGUGACGUCUCGCCUGGAUUACUGCAAUGCUCUCUACAUGGGGCUCCCCUUGAGGGGCAUCCGGAGGCUUCAGUUGGUCCAGAACGCGGC
Molecule: messenger RNA, 9000 nt
Organism: Ahaetulla prasina
Lineage: Eukaryota; Metazoa; Chordata; Lepidosauria; Squamata; Colubridae
Gene: BARD1
Product: BRCA1 associated RING domain 1
Exons: 10
Coding region: 100-1923 (607 amino acids)
Molecular function (GO): protein binding
Source: RefSeq, a predicted model, not a curated record